AUGUCGUGCCCGUACUCACGCAACAACGGUGUUAGACACACAAGUGAGAUAAUUCUUUUUAUCCUAAUUUUUAGUGGAAUGGAGAAAAAUGUUUGAAGAACCUCAUUGAAAAAGGAGCAAUUCAAAAACGGUCUUUGUCAUUAUAUUUUUUCGUUAUAUUUUUUUUUUAAAUUAUUGAAAAAAAGUUGAAGUAAUCUCAAAAAAAUUCGGAAAAAAACUCCGAGGUGCUCAGAGAAAAGUCGAGCAGAAAAAAAUUACAUCACAGUUUCACUGGUUUUUUGAAAAGAGUUCGCGAUGGAUGGAAAUAUUCAGAAUCUAAUAAUCUUUGAAAGUCAUCAAAAAAACUGAAGUUAAAUUUCUACGUGAAGAUAAAGCUUCUCACAAACUAAACCUGGUAAACUUGUCUAGCAGUUUAUUAAUUUUUUUUUCAGUCGGAACUGGUGUCGGAGUUGGCGGAGGAGUCGGUUUCACGACGGUGACGCCAGGAACGACGACUGUCCGAACCGUCGAGUACAGCAACGGAGUUCCAAUCGGAGGCUCGUCCAGCUACUCCUCGUACUCCUCUUCUUCAACUCACGGAUCGACUGGAGGACAUCUAAUUGGCGGCGGUGUCGGCGACAGCUACUCGGUUCACACCAGAACUGUCGGCGGAAACGUCCCAUUGGGUAUCCGACACGGCUUCCCUGAAGUCGGUGGCCUUCACGGCGGCUAUUCCGUCACUACCAGGACAGUUGGAGCUCCAGUUGUUGGAGGUCACGUCGGUGGUUCCUCCAGCUACUCCUACUCCAGCAGCUCAUCCUCCUCUGCUUCUGGAGGCAUUGGUGGCGGCGUCGGAAGAGUUGGAUUUAUUGAGACGCAUCCUGUGGGAUUCACAAACAUCGGAGGCAAUAUUGGCGGAAGUUCAGGCUCCAGCUACUCUUCUUACAGCUACAAGAGCUCUUCUUCUCGUCUGGGAUAA
Messenger RNA from Caenorhabditis auriculariae, 958 nucleotides. Lineage: Eukaryota; Metazoa; Nematoda; Chromadorea; Rhabditida; Rhabditidae. The record is from the annotation of a GenBank genome assembly.